This is a messenger RNA of Thamnophis elegans (Western terrestrial garter snake), 3336 nucleotides long. RefSeq names its product eukaryotic elongation factor, selenocysteine-tRNA specific (gene EEFSEC). Gene Ontology annotation, molecular function: GTP binding; translation elongation factor activity; GTPase activity. The record is from RefSeq and is a predicted model, not a curated record. Gene Ontology annotation, biological process: selenocysteine incorporation. Bases 818 to 2251 code for a protein of 477 amino acids. The transcript is spliced from 7 exons. Lineage: Eukaryota; Metazoa; Chordata; Lepidosauria; Squamata; Natricidae.
UCAUCGACUAGAACGUACGUGGCAUUCCCUUGAUUGCGACGUGCUCUAUGCAUUUAUAUUAAACGAACGUCUGUUUUCAGAUGCUCUGAGGCUCUGUUUGUGAAAUUCCAGCCAGGAGGUAAGAAAAGCUCCAAGGCCUCUUCUUCUGACAUUGGUCAUUGGGUACGACCUGCUAUUUCUAGAGCCUACUCUGCUCUCUCCCUGCCUGUUCCGCCCAAUAUCAUAGCGCACUCUACCCGCAGCGCGGCCACCUCUGCUGCUUGGUCAUCUCAAGCUUCAUUAGAGGAAAUCUGCUGGGUGGCCAUGUGGACUACUAUAUCUCCAUUCAUCCGCCACUAUAGGCUCGACAGAUAUGCCUCAACUGAUGCUUCAUUUGGCUGAUGUGUGUUGCAGCGAGUGGUCUCUACUUAGGCUUCUUAAAUUCUAUUCAAGUCUCUCCUAAUGGGACAGAUUGGGCUUUGGUAUGUCCCAUGCUUGGAUGAUGUCUUCACCUACUAGGAGAAUGGGCGUUGGUUACAUACCUGAUACGCCCUUUCUCAGGACGGUGGAGACAUCAUCCAAUCCCACCCUUUCUUUACGCCCUAAUCCUUGAUUUUUCUUUUCUUACCUUGAGGAGAGAUAAUAUCUAUCAUCUGAGACUGUUUACACAGCAGUCUACAAGUCACACCUUCGUCUAAGCUGGGUAGGAGGAGCCUCGUGGGUGUGUAUUUAAUGCUUGUUGACCCAGUCGAAUUGGAUCCUGAUGGAGUCAUACCCAUGCCUGGAUGAUGUCUCCACUGUCCCGAGAAAGUAAUUUGGUGCUCAGAUUAUUGACUUGAUGAUGCUUGUGAUAGAUAUAACAAAAGGAAUGCAGACUCAGUCAGCAGAGUGCUUGGUGAUUGGACAGAUUGCAUGCCAAAAGAUGAUAGUAGUUUUGAACAAAAUUGACCUUCUUCCCGAGGGUAAGCGGCAAGCUGCCAUUGACAAGAUGGUGAAGAAAAUGCAUAAGACCCUGGAAAACACUAAGUUCCAUGGAUGUCCUAUAGUUUCUGCUGCAGCAAACCUGGUGGUCCAGAAGCCCCAGAAAACUCUGACUCCAAUAGGAGUUUCGGAAUUAAUUGAGGUCCUAAAGUCAGAGGCUUAUAUACCAACAAGAGAUCCUUCAGGAUCAUUCCUUAUGGCUAUUGACCACUGUUUUUCCAUCAAGGGCCAAGGCACUGUGAUGACAGGAACUGUUCUUUCAGGCUCAGUUAAUAUUGGGGACAAUGUGGAAAUUCCUGCCUUGAAGGUGACAAAGAAAGUAAAGUCAAUGCAGAUGUUUCAUACUCCAGUCACCUAUGCCAUGCAAGGGGAUAGGGUUGGAAUUUGUGUAACCCAGUUUGAUCCAAAGCUGUUGGAACGAGGCCUCAUUUGUACACCUGAAUCUCUCCAGACGAUCCAUGCUGCCAUUAUCUCUCUAAAGAAAAUCCCAUAUUUUCGAGGGACUCUUCAAACCAAGGCGAAGUUUCAUAUUACAGUUGGCCAUGAGACUGUUAUGGGAAGAGUGAUGUUCUUCAGCCCAACUCCUGAUGACUUGAGUAAGGAGCCUCUGGAAAAUUAUUUUGACUUUGAAAAGGAAUACCUUUAUGAGGAGGAAUAUCUUUCCAAUGAUUCAAAGUCCUCAGAAGAAAACAAGGAAAAUGGCCAAGUUGAAGGAAAACCACUCCCAAAACAACAGUGGGCCUUACUUGAAUUUGAAAAACCAGUUACCUGUCCUAAAUUUUGUCUUGUAAUUGGAUCAAAAUUGGACACUGAUAUUCAUGCAAAUACUUGCAGACUGGCUUUUCAUGGAAUACUUCUCCAUGGAAUGGAAGAGAAGAAUUAUACAGAGGAAUGUCUGCCAAAACUCAAGGUUUACAAGAUGAAACAUAAAGAAGGACAAGUAGAACGGCUGUGUGAUGAUUAUAGCGUGAUUGGUCGUUCAUUAUUUAAAAAAGAAACAAACAUCCAAAUGUUUGUGGGUUUGAAGGUCAAGCUAUCUACAGGAGAAGAAGGUGUAAUAGAAGGAGGCUUUGGACAAAGUGGAAAAUUUAAAGUCCGCAUUUUGGGUGGGGUGAAGCCAGAAACAAAGGGACUUCUGACUGCCAUUUCUAAGAAGAAGCCCAAGGCAGGGAAGGGAGAUUCAGCAAAAGAGGAUGAAAGUAGCAAGGUGGACUCUGCCCAUCCUGUUUAUAUCACUCUUCUUUUUAAAAGAUAUGUCUUUGAUUCACAGAAGAAAAUGAUUCAGUCUUGAGCCAUGUUUGAAGUCUUAAAGACUGAACAUCACAAUGACUUGAUGGCAGGUUCCAUAAAUGGUGCACAUUGUCUUCUCUCUCUUUCUCUCUCCUUUUUCCUCUCCCUCCCUCCCUCCCUCCCUCCCUCCCUCUCCCUUCCAGUUCCAGCCUCCUGUGAUAUAGGUACAGAUACAUGAUACUUUUUUUGCAGGUAGUAGAAAUGUUUCCAUAUUAAUAUAUACAAUUUAAGCUUUUUCAUAUUUUUGAUAAUCGGAUAUUAUAAUUGAAUCAAUAAACAAAAUUAAUGGAAAACUUGAUGACAAGUGAAAUGCAAAUACAUCUGAAAUUAAAUUAUUUACAUUCUUAUAUGUUCAGGAAUACAAAUACACUACUUAUAGGGCAGGGAUCAAUUUCUGAGUGAGGUUUGUAUUUUGAGUAUCAUUUUAACUGGCUUCUGUUUCAUAACAUCUUCGGGGAUGUACAUAAUUUCAUAGCAUAUCAUUAACUUUGCUGUUUCAUGGUUCAUAAUGGCUUUCGUAUAAUUUUUGCGUGUACACCUAUCUAAAUAUGAAAUGAAUCUUUCCUUUUUUUCUCUCCCCCAUUCCAGAAAAACAAUAAAAUCUCCCUGCUCAUUUCCCUGAAUAAAAUAAAUACUAUUCAACAUCACAAAAAAAUCUUCAUUUUUAUUACCAAAAUAACAAAUUAAACAAGUUUUUAACGUUAUUAGUUUUAUUUUGGUGAAACAUUAGUAAACUGUAUUUAUAAAACUUAUUAAAUCGCAGUUUCAGCUUCCUUUUUCUCUCCCCAUACAAAAUCUCUCAUUCUCUAGCAAAACCAAAAAUUGGAAGGGGAAACCCAAAAUCAACCAUAUUUAGGGAGUGGAGCAAGGUCGGUGUUUCUUUCAAAAAUCAUUUUACUUGAUGAAUGGAGAUUUGUGUCACAGCCCUUAAGCAAAUUUUCUUUCUAACCAUUAUUUGUUGAACAAAUUUUGCAAAUGUGCAUAAUUGUCAAGAAAUAAAUUCCCAAUUUCUUUUUCCUCUGUGCCUGGUGGUGCCAAUAAACAGAUAAAAUUUCCUGGGAGCAAUAAAGACAGUUUCGGAAUGUU